GGACGGCGUCCACCAGCCCGGAGCGUGGCGGGACGAGCCCCGACGGCUUCCCCGUGCCACCCGUCCGGAGAGCCCCGCAGUGCGUACAACCAUGCGUUGAGCCCUGCCAAGGUGAGUGGAUGCCAAACCUGAAUUACCAGCCCAGAGAGUGGCUGUGGAUCCCGGGAGCUCCUGUGAUUUGCGGCAGGUUUUUCAGGUCCCCGCCUGUCACACACACACGCAGAUACUUAAGCAGUCACCCAAGGACCUGCGGGGUUCUUCUUUUACACACUUCUGGUCCCUGCCAGCUCCAGUGCCUGGCCCCAUAGCCCUACCCCAAGAGGAGAUGGCCACGGAGAAGCCAGUGACUCCCACUGAGGAGCAGCUGGAGAUCCUGGAGUACAACUUCUGCAAGGUGAACAAGCAUCCUGACCCCACCACGCUGUGCCUCAUCGCAGCCGAGACCGGGCUCUCCGAGGAGCAGACCCUGAAAUGGUUCAAGCAGCGCCUGGCAGAGUGGAGGAAAUCUGAAGGGCUGCCCUCAGAAAGCGGGUCUGUCAGGGACUAGAGGAUGCUGCUCCGAUCCCCAUGCCUGCUGUAAAUGAUGGUGAAGCUCUUCAGAGUGGGUUUCCUUGAGGUUCUUCUGUUGCAAUAGGUUUUGAGAUACAAAGUAAUACCCUGCUAUUUAACAUAAGUUUUAUUUAAAGUGUACAUAACCAGGAAAAAAAUGCUAUAUAUAUAUGCUUAUACAGCUUCUGGUGGCUGCAUAGCCUGUCUAGCGAUUCCCAUCCAUUUUAACAGCAGCUGCACAGGGCAAGGCAAUCUCAUGCCCUUGUCCCAGGCUUGCAGAAAAGCUGCCAUGAAAGGUUCAAACACAGAAGGGGGGGAGAAAGACUUGUUUUCCUUAUGAUCCCCAGAGGCAAAGUAUGUGAGCUAGCUUCAAUAUACAGAUCAUCCAGAGAGGAGGGAACCUGGAAAACCAGUUGUGUUGUUCAGGUGAUCCUGGUUAGCUCAAGAUGCCCGAGUCAGCUAUGGAUAUUGGCAGACCAAGUGCCUACACCAUAAUCAGACCAAGCCAAGCCCCUCCGAAUGUAUUUCUCACAUUUCUGUUAAAGGUCACCAGAGGGAAAGAACUGGUCUUUUUUUUUUCUCCCAAGGCAUAAAUAAAAAAACAAUUUUUUUUUUGAUGAAA
Messenger RNA from Aquila chrysaetos chrysaetos, 1171 nucleotides. It is a transcript of the gene HOPX, whose product is annotated as HOP homeobox. Bases 326 to 547 code for a protein of 73 amino acids. The transcript has 3 exons. Gene Ontology annotation, biological process: regulation of transcription by RNA polymerase II; cell differentiation. NCBI's taxonomy places the organism in Eukaryota, Metazoa, Chordata, Aves, Accipitriformes, Accipitridae. Gene Ontology annotation, cellular component: nucleus. The record is from RefSeq and is a predicted model, not a curated record. Gene Ontology annotation, molecular function: DNA binding.